Molecule: messenger RNA, 2278 nt
Organism: Coffea eugenioides
Lineage: Eukaryota; Viridiplantae; Streptophyta; Magnoliopsida; Gentianales; Rubiaceae
Product: probable 2,3-bisphosphoglycerate-independent phosphoglycerate mutase
Exons: 6
Coding region: 474-1958 (494 amino acids)
Molecular function (GO): metal ion binding
Source: RefSeq, a predicted model, not a curated record
CAUAUUUUCCUUUUCUCCUUACCAUCUCCGCCUCCGCCUCCGCCUUCGCCGCCGCCGCCCCCUCCCCUAUUUUCAGUUUCUAACUUGGCCGCUUCUUUGCCCUCCUUGUCAACCACCACAACCUGCACAAAUAAGCCUUCGUUCUCUUUGCUAGGACCAAAAAUAAGAAAACAGAUACUCGUGCUCUUUCCUUUUUCUUCUUUCCUCUGAAACCCAUCCCCAUGCUUCUCCGUACUGACUAGAUACUCAGGUUGGGCGUGCCAAGGAGUAGAGGAGGCAAAGGUCGCUGCCAUCGCCUCACUGGAGUCCCGCCACUACAGCAGAGAUCAUCAAUCUGAAACUGUAUGCUAUCAUCCUCAUAUCAGCCAAAGCUAUCCAAAACAUUGGGGCCAUCACUAGUUGUGCUAUAAGUUCUCCACUGAUAAGCUUAGCAAAGUGCAUAGAGGGAAAAGCUUAUCACAUCCUAUAGAAGCAUGGUGAAUUUGGAUCAGCCAAAGAGUAGGGUGGCAUUUGUGUUAAUUGAUGGAUUGGGUGAUGUAUCAUUGCCAAAGCUUGGCUACAAAACCCCUUUACAAGCAGCCAAAACACCAAACUUGGACGCCAUUGCAUCUGCUGGAGUCAAUGGCCUUAUGGAUCCUGUGGAAGUGGGUUUGGCUUGUGGAAGUGAUACUGCUCAUCUUUCUUUAUUGGGCUAUGAUCCAAGGGUGUAUUAUCGGGGUCGAGGUGCAUUUGAAUCAAUGGGUGCUGGACUAGCAAUGUCACCUGGAGAUAUUGCUUUUAAAUCAAACUUUGCAACCUUGGAUGAGAAAACUGGAGUUGUCAUUAGCAGGAGGGCUGAUAGGCACUUUGAAGAGGAAGGACCUAUUCUAUGUGCAGCACUGGAUGGAAUGAAACUGCCAUCUUUUCCCCAGUAUGAAGUUAGAGUCAGAUAUGCAACGGAGCAUAGAUGUGGGGUGGUUGUAAAAGGACCAAAGUUAAGCGGCAAUAUAUCAGGGACAGAUCCCUUAAAGGACAAUCGCUUACUUUUACAAGCUCAAGCUCUUGACAAAACUGAUGAAGCAAAGCAUACAGCUGAAGUGGUUAAUGAGUUGUCCAAGGAAAUGUCACGAAUCUUGGCUGCACAUCCAUUAAAUGCAAAAAGGGCUGUUGAAGGAAAAAACAUCGCUAAUGUUGUUCUCCUACGUGGUUGUGGUAUUAGAAUUGAGGUUCCUCAGUUUGAAAAUCUACACGGGCUAUGGCCAUGCAUGGUAGCUCCAACCAAAAUUAUAGCUGGCUUGGGUUUAUCCCUCGGUAUCGACAUUCUAGAAGCUCCAGGAGCUACAGGAGACUAUCGAACCCUUUUGACUUCCAAAGCAACUGCCGUAGCUAAGGCCCUCUCAGCUCCUUUGCAGUCUUGUCCUAAUGUUUUUGUACCUGGGGAGGAUGAACACAAACCAGGUCGAUCAGGAGGCUAUGAUUUUGGUUUCCUUCACAUCAAGGCAAUAGAUGAUGCUGGUCAUGAUAAAGCAAGCAUUUUUAAAGUCAAGGGUUUGGAAGCUGUUGAUAGAGCUGUCGGGCAGCUGGCUAAGCUUCUCUGGCAGACACAAUCAACUGGAAAAUUCAAAUACUUUCUUUGCGUCACUGGGGACCACUCGACUCCAGUUGAAUAUGGAGACCACAGUUUUGAACCAGUGCCAUUUACAUUGUGUCGACUAGAAGAUUUUGUGGGUGCAAUUGGUGAGUUCCUCCUCUCAGAAACUUCUCUCGAACCGUUUCCACUACCGGUGAUCAGUGCUAGUGAGGACAUAAUGGAUGAUCUGGGUAAUCAAGAAAGUACCAAAAGCAAACAGUCAAAAGCUUUUUCUGGCGACUCUGUCUGUGUGUUUGAUGAGAUAGCAGCUGCAAGAGGCUGUCUUGGACGCUUUCCCGGAAGUGAAAUGAUGGGAAUUAUAAAAGCAUAUCUGAAACUCAAGUCAUAGGCAGCUUUGCUUGGGACUUGCAUCUCUGCUUGUGUCUCUUGAAGAGAUAAGCUUGAAUUAGGUAUUCAGAAUAAGAGGUGAUUGGCUAAGUUGGGUCCCUUAAUCUGAAUAAUUGGUUUUUGUUUGUUAACCAAGUAAGAGGAGUAGGUCAUAAAAUAAAUAUAGACUCAUUUAUUUUUUAAUUUUAAUUUUAAUUUUUUUCCCCUGGCUCAUGUAACUUGAUGUUCGAUGAACGGUAGAAGAGUUUUUGUCUUCUGUCAAAUAUGUAUAGAAGUAAUCUUUGAACUAUUGGUGAUUUAUUUUUGCUUUUGUUUGCUGGA